Messenger RNA from Cladocopium goreaui, 559 nucleotides. NCBI's taxonomy places the organism in Eukaryota, Dinophyceae, Suessiales, Symbiodiniaceae. The record is from the annotation of a GenBank genome assembly.
GGUACAAUACCAUGGUGGGUGAAGGUGGUCAUGAUUUGAGCGGCGGCCAAAAGCAACGCUUAAGCAUUGCAAGAGCGCUGGUGAGAAGGCCACGAAUCCUCCUGUUGGAUGAAGCGACAUCCGCGCUGGAUGCAGAGAAUGAGGCAUACGUGCAGGCAGCGCUAGAUGACCUGAUGAAGCAGAUGCAAGGCACUUGUACCAUCAUGAUCAUUGCUCAUCGCCUUUCGACCAUCAAGGAUGCAGACUGGAUCAUUGUGUUGCACGAAGGUCAAGUCGCAGAGGAGGGCUCACAUGAGCAGUUGCUUCAAAUCAAGGAUGGGCGCUAUGCUACUCUGAUAAAUCGCCAAUUGAAUGGAAAUGAUGAUGGAGACGGCGCCGGAGAGAAUGGAGAUGGGAAGAAGACGGUCUCGCAGGCAUUGAAAGAAAUGCUUCAAAUUUUGGCAGCGGUGCCAAAGGAGAAAAGAAUGGAGCUCUUCAUGGGAUUUGCUAAGGAAGCAAAGAAGCAGAGCUGAGCACGUUUACCUUGGAUUUGUUGAAUGAGGAAACAACAGAGACAACC